UCCAAGAUCGACUUGAAUCCGUACUUGUAUCAAAAGCGCACCUGAACUCUAUCCUGAAGAAAAUGCCGAACAUAACAGAGAAAAUGGUCAAAAGUAUUCAAGUACCGAUAAUUCAGGCAUUGGGUACCACUUGCUUUGUAUACUCAAUGACUUUGAUUGAUAAGAAACUGUAUACGUUACAAGAAGUAUGUGAUUUCCGAUAUCCUCGCACAUACGCCGAUUUGAGAGAUGGUACCAUACUACUAAAACUUCUCCGUAGCUUGGAUUUGGUUAUGGUAAGAUGCUAAAUAAAAAAGAAAGAUAGAAGGGGCGG
Molecule: messenger RNA, 313 nt
Organism: Zychaea mexicana
Lineage: Eukaryota; Fungi; Mucoromycota; Mucoromycetes; Mucorales; Lichtheimiaceae
Exons: 1
Coding region: 63-287 (74 amino acids)
Source: RefSeq, a predicted model, not a curated record